CCCACCAGGGUCACCAGGAAGUGGCCUAGGCUGGCUAAACGCGGGAGCCUUCCCGGUCACACCACUGACGUCCGGCGUCAAGACGAUACAGAUCGAUGAUCAGCAGGCCCAGGGCUAUGCGGCGGGGACGUACACAUGUACCGCAUUCAGCACUAUUAUGUGUAACGUGCCAGGUGAUCUCAGCAGAACGCAGCUGUGUUUCCCAUCACCAGUCACACGGACGGUGACCGUCCUGGCAUACGUUCCUCCGAUCCCAGAUGCGGUGUACACGUUGAACAGUACAAAACUACUGGGCGAAAACAUCACAUUCUAUGUUACCCUCAAGCACAUAGCCAAUCCACAGCCGCAUUUCGCGUGGACACAUAAUGGAUCGCCAAUCGAUAGAUCAACUGUUGGUCUACAACAGGACAAGACUAAUUUCUCGCUGACUAUUACUGACCUGAGGAUACAAGACAGCGGCGUGUACGUGAUCUCUCUGAAAAAUACUCCAGGAUCAGUGAAUGUCACAUUUUCCCUGGAUGUUCAUGCUCUACCAGUAUUUGAGACACCAGUCAGUUAUGUGGAUGAAGGUAAUGAUGUCACCGUGCACUGCAUAGUUAGUAGUAUUCCAGCGGUGGAUGAUCUCUACUGGAUUGAACGGGAUACAGGACGACACCUAGCCCCCUUGCAUGCUGCCGAUGCAGCGAGCCUCAUAUCAGCAGGGACUGGUCCCGUCACCACUUUCGCUGGAGGCCUUAUGCGGCGUUCAGCUUCGCUGACAUUGCACAAUGUGAGCAUCAGUGAACGUGACAGAUAUCUCUGCAUGGCUAGCUAUCGUACGCCAGCACGACAGCUGAGUGCUCCACUCUUGUUCAACACAAUCCAGCCAAUUGUAGUCAAUGUGCCUCCGGUGUUGCACCUCUCGCCGGCUAAGUUGACAGUCCGCUACGGCUCGAACAUCACCCUUGCUUGCUCAGUCAGCAGUUUCCCAGCUCUCAUCUCCCUCACCUGGAGCCACCGGCACCACAGCAGGCACCAAGGUCACGACAUGCAGCCGACAUCAACGCGGCAGUCACCGCCAACGGCCUCAUCUACGCUGUACAACCAGACAAUCACUCUCACGCUGACCAGCACUGCCGAAAUCGACGGUGGACAGUACCAGUGCACCGCAGUAUACGCCCGUGAGCCACAUCGUAACGAAAGCAGUUUUGUAUUGGUAGACAACGCUUACGUUGAAUUCGGCACGGACACAGCCCGUGACAACGGCCCCGCAAGCAGCGACAGCGCUCCCUGGAUCGCUAUGGGUGUGGUCGCCGGUUGUGUCAUGCUCGCCAUAGCAAUCUACGCGCAUAUAAAUUCGUCGCCAUGGAAACGGCGCAAUUCGAUCUCCACCGACCUUACAGAUGACCCUGUGUCAUUCCCGAACGGUAAUCGCAACAGCACGGCGAAGAUGCUCUCAACCUCUGGCAGUUCCACUAGCCUGUUUCAGAACUUCACCCUGGCAACGAAGAAACCUCAGGAAGAAACGUCUCCAGACACCGAGAAGGUCAAGUACAAAAACAGACAGUCCAGCACGGAGUUGGUCGAUUCAGAGAUGAUCUGCAACGCGAUGCUCUAUCAAAAAGCGGACUGCCAGGCAGAGAACACCCUGGCAAGGCGCAGCUCAGCGGAAGCCGCGCUGACUCGGUACAGUAGCAGUCAUCGAAUAAGCAACAAUAAUGGCAAGCUGCCACCGGGAAAGGGUAAAUCCCCCGUCAUCAGAUCAAACUCACUGCAGAACAUAAACAAGAUUGAUUGUUCACUUGUCUAUGAUGUGAUGUGUAGUGUGAAUCAUCCAACAGUAACUGUUGAUUCAGGUCCGAUAACUCAUAGAGACAGCAACAGCAAGAUAGGGUUUGUGACGGAGCAGCCGGAGUACAACCGUAUGUCGCUUAAACGAUUCAGCACAGAGAUGGGUGUUCCGUCAUUGUCACGACAGCUCAGUCCGCAGCAGGGUGGAG
Messenger RNA from Sycon ciliatum, 1979 nucleotides. RefSeq lists its product as uncharacterized. The record is from RefSeq and is a predicted model, not a curated record. The annotation marks the transcript as partial. Gene Ontology annotation, biological process: homophilic cell-cell adhesion. Gene Ontology annotation, cellular component: plasma membrane. The transcript has 5 exons. Lineage: Eukaryota; Metazoa; Porifera; Calcarea; Leucosolenida; Sycettidae.